GGUGUCGCGCGAGCUGGCCGCGCGCCUCGCUGUGGGGACUGUAACUAUGGCGAGCCCGGGCGAGGAUUCUGAACGGGAGCCGCUCUUAGGGGACUACCCAUCCGGAAGCAGAGAAUGGGACAUUAUAGAAACUGAAGAGCAUUAUAAGAGCCGAUGGAGAUCUAUUAGGAUUCUGUAUCUUACUAUGUUUCUCAGCAGUGUAGGGUUUUCUAUUGUGAUAAUGUCAAUAUGGCCAUAUCUCCAAAAGAUUGAUCAGACAGCUGAUGCAAGUUUUUUGGGCUGGGUUAUUGCUUCGUUUAGUAUUGGUCAAAUGGUAGCUUCACCUAUAUUUGGUUUAUGGUCUAACCAUAGACCACGGAAAGAACCUCUCGUCAUCUCCAUCUUUAUUUCAGUGGCAGCCAACUGCCUCUAUGCAUAUGUCCACGUUCCAGCUUCUCAUAAUAAAUACUACAUGUUGGCCGCUCGUGGAUUGGUGGGAUUUGGAGCAGGAAAUGUUGCAGUGGUUAGAUCAUAUAUUGCUGGUGCUACUUCCCUUCAGGAAAGAACAAGUUCUAUGGCCAAUACAAGCACGUGUCAAGCAUUAGGAUUUAUUCUAGGUCCAGCAAGAAUAGAUGAAGUUCAGGAUUCCCAAGGAAAUAUUGAUCAAGUUGCUGUUGUGGCUACCAAUGUUCUGUUUUUUGUGAUUUUAUUUAUAUUUGCCCUUUUUGAAACAAUCCUUGCUCCAUUGACAAUGGACAUGUAUGCUUGGACUCAAGAACAAGCUGUAUUGUAUAAUGGAAUAAUACUUGCUGCUCUUGGAGUUGAGGCAGUUGUUAUUUUCAUGGGGGUUAAAUUACUUUCCAAAAAGAUUGGUGAGCGAGCUAUUCUACUGGGAGGACUCAUCGUUGUGUGGGUUGGCUUCUUUAUCUUGUUACCUUGGGGAAGUCAGUUCCCCAAAAUACAGUGGGAAGAUUUACAUAAUAAUUCAAUCCCUGAUACCACAUUUGGGGAAAUUAUGAUUGGUUUUUGGAAGUCUGCAAGAGAAUAUCAUAAUGAACGGCCAGUUGGUUGCCCAGUUGAGCAAGCCUGGUGCCUCUACACCCCAGUGAUCCACCUGGCCCAGUUCUUCACAUCAGCUGUGCUGGUUGGAAUAGGCUAUCCAGCCUGUAAUGUUAUGUCUUAUACAUUAUAUUCAAAAAUUCUAGGACCAAAGCCUCAGGGAGUGUAUAUGGGCUGGCUGACAGCUUCUGGAAGUGGAGCCCGGAUUCUUGGGCCUGUGUUCAUCAGUCACGUGUAUACUUACUUGGGGCCACGAUGGGCGUUCAGCCUUGUGUGUGUGAUCAUCCUGCUCACCAUCACACUCCUCGGAGCGGUUUACAAGAGACUCAUUGCCUUUUCUGUAAGAUGUGGGAGGAUUCAGGAGUAAGGUAGCUAAGACUAUGGUGGAACAUACUUGAUUUGUGUGGCAUUUCCUAGUCGAAAGCUAUGCCCCACAAUUGCUACGAUCCAGUCACCAUAUACAGGCUGUGGAGACAUUGCACAUUUUGAAAAACAAGAACAUAUGUAAAUAACAGGGGAUUCUACAUGUGAUUGUGAAUAGUAGGACACAUAAAACAUUCUGAGUCAUAAUUUCCUAUAUUUUUCUUAUUAUGCCCUUUUGGGAUUUCAUGAACUAAACAGUGAGUGGCAGUGGUCUAUAGGUGUGAAAACUACACUCUUAGUACAGACUACAAAAGUGUCGUUAAAAUAAUGAGAGAAUAUGCAGUGGAACCAGGACAAGUUCUGUACCAAUUAGCUGUAUUAUAGAAUGAAAUUAUAGAAUUUUUUUUGCCUAAAGAGGUAUUUUAAUUUAAAGACAACUACUUUUUAUUUAUAAAAACACAUUUUCUGUUCUUACAUUUCCUUGCGAAGUAAAAAUCAUGACCCUUAAAUUCUCCAUUUAGCAUGCCUGCCAUCCUUCCUGUCUUAUAUAAAUCUUUAUUGUAAUACUGCAUCUCUGUCUUAUUUUAGUUCAGUAUUUCACUAAACUCUAAAUUGAUAUGUGAGCAAGAAAAAUGCUAAUAUUUGAAAAAUGAAGAGGUCAAAAUGGAUAUCUUGGCCUUUAGUGGAGUUACACUAUUUAAUUCUUGGAAGUGCUAAUAAUUCACUUUGUAUCCAUGUAUUCAACAGUACAUGAUUUCUUAAAAUUAUUGCUAUAUCCCAACUCCUUUAAGCUUUAGAGAAAAAUUCACUGUGAUUAAAUAUUGCCCAUCUAAAUUACAAGAGGGAACACAACAGUCCCUUGUCUGCAGAGCUGUUAAAGAGCUAUAGAAUUUUAGUUGGAUUUUAAAUUUGGAUGGGAACUAACAGCCCUGUCAAUUCAGGUUAAUAAGCAUCUGAGCAGAAUGGCUUUCAUCGAACAGUUUAUUGGUACAUAGGAUGCUGGUAAGUUACUAGUACGGAACUGUACACGUGGUAAUAACAAAACUGCAAAAAUAGUGGUAAAUAUCCUUCCAAAAGUUUCCUAUUUUACGUUAUAAGCAUUUCCAAAUCUUAAGAAUAAAUACAUAAUCUGCACUUUACAGUAAGAAAUACUCCUCCACCCAAUUUCAUCAGCUCUAAUGGAAGGCUUAAUGUUCUCGAACUCACUGUACAGUUAUGUUUUAGAGGUUUUUCACUCUUCUCCACCUCCCUAGCAGGACUCUGCUUACAGGUCAUCAGCAAGCUUCUGGCAAUUUGGUGAAAUCCUGGAAUCACCUUUACCUUUCAUUUUGAAGCUUCUCAGUUUCUGUCUCACUUUUAAUCAUAAAGAGCAAACUCCACCCUUGGUUUGGGUAGUGUGUGCACGAUAGAUAAUAACAAUCAUGAUAAUAAUAACGAAUAUUUAUGGAAUUCUUUCCAUAUUCCUGGUAACGUGUAAUUUAUCACAACUAUUCUAUAGGGUGAGGAUACUGUUAUUCCCAUUUUAGAGAUGGAAGAAUGAAGGCAUAGAGAAGUUACUUGUCUAGGUCUUUCGUCUAGUUCUUAACCACUAUAUUUUUCAUAAGGGAAAAUAACCAUGAAGUUGGAUUAUUAAUAGAUUACUAAUUGUGAGGUAAAUUAAGUUACCUGUACCAGUGACUUUUGUUAGCAGAAAUAUUUGGCAAACAAUUAACACCUCUCCCCCAGAAUUUUAUCAUAAAACAUAUAGCAUGUUUUUAACAAGAAUAUGACAAGAAAAAUUCCCAGCUUCUAAAGUUAUUCUUUGGUUACAAUUCAGAUAAACUAUAACCUUGCAAAACUGACUGCCACCUUCUUUUUUAUUGACAGUGCUUUCUUGGUCUAACACCAAAGAUAGGGCAAUAACAGGUUUUGGGAAAGAACAGGGAAGUAGUUUGAGAAAUAAUUAAAUAACUUAGUUUAACUCUUCCAUUGGACAAAAUGAGUAUAACUUAAAGAUGAUGUAGAGUCCUUAAAUUAUGAAAAACUAGGAGUGGUUUACAUUGCCAGGCAUGGUGGCAUAUGCAUUUUAUAAUCCCAGCAACUUGGGAGGCUGAGGCAGGAGGAUUGAAAGUUUCA
Molecule: messenger RNA, 3516 nt
Organism: Marmota flaviventris (yellow-bellied marmot)
Lineage: Eukaryota; Metazoa; Chordata; Mammalia; Rodentia; Sciuridae
Source: RefSeq, a predicted model, not a curated record